Molecule: messenger RNA, 4009 nt
Organism: Rhineura floridana
Lineage: Eukaryota; Metazoa; Chordata; Lepidosauria; Squamata; Rhineuridae
Gene: C12H2orf42
Product: chromosome 12 C2orf42 homolog
Exons: 9
Coding region: 568-2289 (573 amino acids)
Cellular component (GO): nucleus
Source: RefSeq, a predicted model, not a curated record
CGCGGCGGGGCGUCAGACUUGGUGGGACGGGGAGGGGUCCUGCCCGAGACCCGGUGCUGCUGUAAGAGCAGCAGGAAAUGACGUCGGGCAGGCAGAGGUCCUACCGCCUGGGCCUCUCCGACCCCGCCCGGGGUUGCUGUGGCAACAGGGAGGGGGCGCGGCGGUUGCUGGCUUGUGAUGUCAUCGUCUUACGUCAGCGGCUGCUGUUGGUUGUGACGCCAUGCUGAAGGUGCCAUGUGCGGUUGCAGAAGGCGACUUGUGGGGCGGCUCAGGUGCAGCUGCUCUCCCCGCAGAACGUCAAAGGCCCGAGGGGGCAGGAGGGAUGCCCCACAGAGGGCCCACUGUUCUGCCAACCAAAUAUCCCGGUGCCUAAGAAGGUUGGGUGCCUCCGGGCACGUGCAGGGCCUUUCCACCGCCUCUACCUCCAACAACCACCCCAAGAAAGAAGUCUUUCUUUGAGAAGGGGACAUGGCCAAUGUUCUCCUGAGCGUGUGCAAAGUGCCUUUCUUUUGUGAACGGAAUGCUUCCUUGGCUACCUGUCUGGGCGCUGUCCAGGCUCCAUGAAGGAUGGAAUCAAACCCUGUAAGGAAUAAAGUUCCAGCUUUCUUAUCAGACUUGGGGAAAGCGACCCUGAGAGGCAUCAGGAAGUGCCCCCGAUGUGGCACUUACAACGGCACCCGUGGGCUGAGCUGCAAGAACAAGACUUGCGGAACUGUCUUCCGCUAUGGCACGCGGAAGCAGGCUGGCGUCGAUGCGGUCAAAAUCAUCACUGGCUCGGAUCUGCAAGUCUAUUCAGUGCGGCAGAGGGACAGAGGGCCAGAUUACCGUUGCUUUGUGGAACUGGGAGUUUCAGAGACCACCAUUCAGACAGUAGACGGGACUAUCAUCACACAACUCAGCUCCGGGCGCUGCUAUGUGCCGUCUUGUUUGAAGGCAGCCACGCAAGGGGUGGUAGAAAACCAGUGCCAGCACAUUAAGCUGGCAGUGAACUGCCAGAUGGAGGCCACCCCGUUAACCCUCAAAAGCUCUGUCUUGAACUCGAUGCAGGCCUCCCCUGAAACAAAGCAAACCAUCUGGCAGCUAGCCACAGAGCCCACGGGGCCUCUGGUUCAAAGGGUUACCAAGAACAUUCUGGUGGUGAAAUGCAAAGCUAGCCAGAAGCAUAGCUUGGGUUAUCUCCACAUCUCCUUUGCCCACAAGGCUGGCCACAAGAAUGGGGUGGAGCCCCGUUUCCUCUGCUCCUGCCAGUCCUUGAAAGCCAGCAGGGCCACCUCUGCCAAGGAAGAGAUGAGCCAGAAGUGCACCCACUUCUUUGCCUGCGUCUGCGCCUUUGCCAGCGACGAUGCUUUGGCACAGGAGUUUGCUGAUUUCCUCAGCUAUGAUGCCAGUGGCCUGAAGCCAGUGACAGGAGCCCAGCUUGUUUGCCAGCCUGAAUCUGCUUUGAGCUCUGGAGAGGCUGCUGCCUCCAAAGCAAAAAGGAGGAAAAAAGAUGAAGCCCUGGGCACACAAGGAAGUAGCCCCCUCCUGUCUCAAGAUCUAGCCAACACCAACCUGCGCAAAAGUGGACUGAAAAAGCCGUCGGUUGCUUCAGUUAAAAGGCAAGCUUGCAGUCAGCUGCUUGAUGAAUCACAGGUAACCUUGUCUUUCCAAGAGUGGUUGGCUAGUGUCACUGAGCGCAUCCAUCAAGCCAUGCAUUACCAGUUUGAUGGGAAACCGGAGCCACUGGUAUUUCACAUACCCCAGUCUUUCUUCGACACUCUCCAGCAGAGGAUUUCUGUUGGGAGCAUCAAGAAGCGGCUGCCGAAUUCGACCACAGCUUUUGUCAGGAAAGAUGCUUUACCCCUGGGUACCUUUUCCAAAUAUACAUGGCACAUCACAAAUAUCUUGCAAGUCAAACAAAUCUUUGACACUCUUGAGAUGCCUCUAGAAAUAACGCGCAGCUUUAUCCAGAACCAGGAUGGCACCUAUGAGCCCUUUACGUGCCCUAAAGUUGAGGUGGAGAGCAUACCAGAGACCUACGGGCGCCUGGAGAAGCAGCCGGUUCUCCGGCCUUUGGAGCUGAAAACUUUCUUGAAAGUUGGCAACACAUCUGCUGAUCAGAAGGAACCAACACCUUUCAUCAUUGAGUGGAUCCCAGAUAUUCUACCCCAGUCCAAAAUUGGUGAACUGAGGAUUAAGUUUGAAUAUGGCCACUAUAGGAAUGGUCACACUGCUGACUACCAAGAGCAACGCCCUUCCCUUGAACAGACGCUGGAGAUUAUGCCUCUCACUACCAUCACCUUUCCUUGAACUAGUAGUGCAUUUCUUGCACGGCUUGGUUUGCACAAAUCCCCCGUGACACCAAAGGCCGGCCUUUGCUUUUCUCAGUGAGCCAUUGGACUCGCCAGGAGCUGGAGCACACAGAGUCUUUGUGGGAAAAGAUGGCCCACUUUUUCUGUUUAGGCGGCUGUAAGAGUUAACUUGCGCCUCGUUCUUUUUAAACAGCAUUUUCCAUCGCUGCUCUGUACAAAAUCCAUGCAGGCGCUCUCUCUUUUCUACCUGGAGACUAAUCUGUGUUCUGACCUUCAAUUGCUGCUUUUCUGCCACCCCAUUUUGCACAGUUGACAAAUUUCUUGCAACUCACAGGUGGGAGAGGGGAAGAAGUCCCAGGCAUUAGGUUGCUUUGGUUAAUUCCCGUACUGGCAUAUUUUGCAAUAUAUUUUUAAAAUAAAUGAAACGGAACCAAUUCCAAUGUUUUCAGAUCAGUCUCUCAUGUAUAACACCAGUGAAGUUGGGUCUUGCCUUAUUCCCACAGUUCCUGCUUGAAUUCUGCCCUAGAACAUGCUUUAAAAAAUAAAAUUGCGGCUGGGGUUUUUGGGUCAUUGAACUGGUGUUCUGUAUCCAGUAAGUUAACUGUGCAAACUCUCUUUCCUACAAGGGAACUUGCUUUACACAAGAGAAAUGCACCCUCUGGUUUAUGUACCAAUGAGGGCAAAGGGAAGAAUAGCACUGCAUUUUUCAGCACUUGAAAAGAGAGAAAAAGACACCAGGCACAAGCCAGGCAAAGUACAGCACUUUAACUCCUACUAAUACCAUCAAAGAGAUUUCAGCACAUGCUCCAGUCUCCUAUCGAAAGCAAUCCAUGGCAUUUAAAAAAAAUUCAGUGCAGAACUACAACUUCCCAAGAGCAUACACAUGCUGCCAAAAACACCAGCCCUGGGGCAAGUUCCACAUACCUAGCCCUUCUCUCUUACAAAUUACAUACUGGAUCUGUUUUCCAUCACCAGUAAGAGAUGUAAAGCAGAUUGGUAGGAAAACAGAGGACAUGAUGACAUCCGGAGAUGGGCUAAAUUAAAUUAAACAUUACAGAGUGGAGAGGGAAGAACUUGACUAGGGGCUACUAUUUUUGCCAGCAGCCCCAGGAGCUGUUGUUUUGUAACAUGCAGUCCUUCUCUUGCUUUGUCUGGACUAUUCACUGUAAGCAAAAUAAAGUACUACUUAGCAACACUAGGAGGCAGUGUUGACCUCAGCAGGGACCAUGCUGGCUGCACAUCCAACACUCCAGGGUGUCUUUUUGAUAAAGGGUUGGGGAGCAGGAAAGGAUGCGGCUGUCCUUCCGCUUACCCAUUUCCUCCUCACAAAGAAUCACUGGUGUCAGGGCAGUACAGCAAAGAAGAUGCAACUUGAUUUUAAACAGGCAAACAAACUGCCCCAUUCACACUUAUUUAAAUGAAUUGAUGGCAACUCUGUUUCAGCUCAGAAUUGGUUGUUCUGUCUGCAUAAAUGAGUGAAGCCUGCUGCAUGUUUGAAAAGUAAUGGGAACUGUUCUGCUCAUAUAUCUUAACGCAUACGCUUCUGAUGGUUCACUGGAACAAAGCAGACUGAGGUGUUUGCUUUAAUGUCGGCCUUCAGGUGCCUGCUGCUUCGACCCAUAGAUGGGUCGGGGACUCACUCAUUUCUCCAUCAGCAUCAAGUUAAAUCUCUCAGCUCUAGAAAGAAUUCAAUACAGUAUUAAUUACAAAUCAGAAAU